AUGCUUUUUCAGCCUGCAGCCCAUGAAAAAGACAAGUGCACCACGUACAAAGAAAUAAUCAGCAACAGCAAAAGCAAUUCCCCUGAGAAUUAUAUAUUUGAAGGGACUAAGCUGGAUAUAUCAAAAUCCCUUCUGAACAGAUCUGUCAUUACAGUCUCAAACACAGACAAAGGACUAAGCAUGAACUACACCAUGAAGAAUAUCUCAAAGCUCUUCUCAGCCUCUCUUUUUGGAGAUGGCUCUGUCUUAGGAAAGAUUCUUCCGUCAGAUGGAACAGGUCUUUCUCUCACGUAUAUGCAUGGGACUAGCAACAGGUACUUUGACAUUGGAUAUACUAAGACAUUUAAGAACUACUCUUUUGCCUUGUCUGCAGUAAAUCCUGACUUGGAAAUUCCAGCAGUUAAUUUCUCUGCAAAGGAAAUGCACCCUCGUGCUGUACUCGGCAGAAUAAAAGAAUUAUUCACUGCUGAAAAUAUCUCGGGCCUUAUGAAAGAGGGUCUGCAGGAUACUAAAAUUGCAGAGAAAUUGAAGAGAAAAGUAUCUGAGGUGCAUAAAAUAGUGAAUGGUGGAAUAUUCUCAAUAGCCUCUGUGGCCAGGAUAUACCCUACUAUGCACAUUGGACACGAGACUAUUAUCUCCUUUGCCAAAGACAGCAAGAUCCCAGGAGGUGAGACCAAGACGGUUUCAUCAAUAUUUGGUCAGUACUCUGCAGAGAUUGCAUCUACAUGUAUAAUUAGUAAGGCAUUUAAUACCUGGAGAGUAUUAGGAUUAUACCACACAAUAGGCCCGGCUGGUGCUCUGAUUGAAAAGUCGCUUGAUGAGUCUGUCUCUCUGCAUGGUGAAGUAUCCUUUGACUGGAGAAAUAUUCUGAAGAGAAAAGAGAAGGAGUCAAAGAUGGAAAAUAUCCUGCAGUCACUAGGAGCAUCUAUUGGAACCACAAUAUACGGGGAUGGAAAUACCACCCGAGUGUCUGCUGGGAGUAACGGAACUGUCUCUGUUUCCUCAGAUAUUUCUGUUGGAGAUGGAGCAGCCUUGAAUUUAAGUGGGCAGAUUUCUUCAAAUGGGCCUGUCCUAGGGAUUGGAUUUACUUUCACCAGCUAA
Nematocida ausubeli is the source of this 1101-nucleotide messenger RNA. RefSeq lists its product as uncharacterized. The coding region runs from base 1 to 1101 and encodes 366 amino acids. The record is from RefSeq and is a predicted model, not a curated record. NCBI's taxonomy places the organism in Eukaryota, Fungi, Microsporidia. The transcript has a single exon.